AUGGAAAAACAGGAGGCAAAAAAAGGGCCAUGGUUCCCGCGACUUUCGGAUUUGAAUGUUGAUGCAAAAAUGUUUCGGUCGAAGCGUAGUAAAUUGGUGUGGUGGGAUGGACUAGUGGGCUUGAGGUUUUUGCGCGGUACGGUUGAGAUUUUUACUUGUGAUCUUUACAUGGAAAAUGCUGUUUGCAUUCGUUCUGAUACCAAAUCAGCAUCAGAUAGUGUAGGAAUGGAAUGGGCGCAAGGUGUAGACAGUUCCUGGUAUCGAGUUGAGCGCAUUCUCUCCGAGAAAUACGAAAGAAGAGGUGCUCGACUGGAGAAGCUGUACGAAAUUUUGUGGGCGCCUACAUGGGAACCGGCAAAACGAAUAAGUGCACAAGUUCCUUUAAUUGUGGAGGCAUAUGAAAAAGAAAAGCAGAAAAGCUUUUCAAAUGGCGAAUCCAGUGAAACAAAUACGGAAUCUUUCGAAACAGCUGCUAAACCUAGUGCACAAGGCUCUAAACGAACUCGUAAUUCGAAAAAAAUCAAGAUUAUCGGCAUGGUUAGUGAUAACGGACGGAAUGUUGAAAACUCGACGUUAUUAGUUGAAAAUGAACAUAGUGGUGAACAGUGGUGUAUGCAGUAUGAAGACAUCAAAAGAGAUUAUUCAAUUGAAUUGAUUGAAUUCUUUGAGGGAUGCGUUUCUGGUUUUACGAAGUGA
Molecule: messenger RNA, 696 nt
Organism: Loa loa (African eye worm)
Lineage: Eukaryota; Metazoa; Nematoda; Chromadorea; Rhabditida; Onchocercidae
Exons: 7
Coding region: 1-696 (231 amino acids)
Source: RefSeq, a predicted model, not a curated record